Messenger RNA from Nylanderia fulva, 1446 nucleotides. The record is from RefSeq and is a predicted model, not a curated record. Lineage: Eukaryota; Metazoa; Arthropoda; Insecta; Hymenoptera; Formicidae.
AUGAUGAUGAUGACGACAAUGCGAGAUGGCCGGGUGGAGGUGACAUUGCUGACCGCCAGAGCCAAGGUGGCUUCGGUCAAGAAGCAAAGUGUGCCUUGCUUGGAACUAUGCGGAGCUGUUCUAGUGGCUCGCUUGCUGCACCGGGUGGCUCAUGACCUGGAUUUGGAGGACGUGCCUGUCGUUGCCUGGACAGAUGCUAGGGUCGUCCUUUGUUGGCUGCGUUUCCAUGCGUCGCGCUGGCGACCGUUUGUGGCGCAUCGAGUGGCAGAGGUACAGAGUCUGGUACCGGGCGAACGGUGGAGACAUGUUCCGACUGCAUCAAACCCGGCUGACGUGGCAACCAGGGGGAUUCCGGUCUCGGAGCUUCUUGGUUUAGACUUGUGGUGGAGAGGCCCCGUCUGGCUUCGGGGACCAACCACCGCGUGGCCUGUGGUGGGUGAUCUCGGUGCCCAUCACGAGGAAGAAGAAAAAAGGGCGGUGCACCUGGCCGUCCCAAAGAAUCCGGAGGAUCUCUUUGAAGGGAGAUUCUCCACUUUGACGCGGCUUGUACGCGUAGUAGUCUACUGUUACAGGUUCUAUCACAAGGCUCGAGGUAUGAGGGACCAAAGCGAUUUCCUGUCCGGCGCCGAGUUGGAGGUGGCUCUAUCUGUGAUGGUGAGGCGGACGCAGCGAAGGGAGUUUCCAGGAGAGCUGGGAGCGCUUACGGCGGGCGGCCUAUUGCCCGGUGGCUCGUCUCUGCGAGCAUUAAGCCCGUUCUUGGACGAGGAUGGGUCCUUACGAGUGGGCGGUCGACUUCAAUCGGUUCACCUGCCCUUCUCAGAAAAGCACCCGCUAAUACUGCCAAAAGAGGGUUACUUUACCGAGCUGGUCCUUCGCGACGCGCAUACGGCGACCCUGCAUGGAGGCCCUCAACUCAUGCGGAGCUAUCUUCUCCGUCGCUUCUGGGUCGUGGGGGUGGCCACUCGGGUCCGAAGGAUCGCCCGGGACUGCGUGCGCUGUGCCCGCUUCCGCGCGGAACUAGCGCAACAAAAGAUGGGUCAGCUGCCGCCGGAGCGCGUACGCUCCACCAGACCCUUUGCAUCGGCGGGGGUCGACUACGCAGGCCCUCUGCGUAUUCGAGCCCACAAGGGACGAGGCCACGCUGCUAGCAAGGACUAUAUUUGUUUUUUUGUCUGUCUAGCAACCAGGGCCGUGCAUCUGGAGGCCGUAUCGAACCUGUCGACACCGGCGUUUAUUGCAGCAUUCCGCCGAUUCAUUGCCCGUCGAGGUCGUUGCCGUCUGCUGCUCAGCGACAACGCGACUAAUUUCCGGGGAGCUGACGCCGAAUUGAGAGCCAGAUUCCGUGCCGCCUCCGACUUCUACAAGGAGGCCGGAGAAGUGCUAGCCAGCGACGGGACCGAAUGGAGGUUUAUCCCGCCUCAGGCUCCUCACUUUGGAGGCCUCUAA